This is a messenger RNA of Rasamsonia emersonii CBS 393.64, 594 nucleotides long. RefSeq lists its product as uncharacterized. The record is from RefSeq and is a predicted model, not a curated record. Lineage: Eukaryota; Fungi; Ascomycota; Eurotiomycetes; Eurotiales; Trichocomaceae. The transcript is spliced from 2 exons. Bases 1 to 594 code for a protein of 197 amino acids.
AUGGAUUCGGAUAUCUCUCAGGAAUCAAAAGCCAGUCUUGAGGAGUCCUUGGAAGAUCUGUCAAUUAGCAAUAAGGGACCACAACCGACUCGUCCCCGACUGAACGUCAAGCAGACAGCCACGAAAUCGAAGGCCAAGAAGGAGAAAGUGGCCGAUUCGUGGGAAGAUGAGCUUUCCUCCGGCUCGGAGACAGAGAGAGAGGAAGCAGCGACGACGAGCGCUGCUAUCACCCCGUCAACGACAAACACGUCAGAGGGACCACUAGCACCUCCGCCAACACCGAUAUCUCCACAGGAAGACGUUCAGAAAACGCAGCCAUGGCUUGCCUAUAGCUACGGCUCGAGCCCAUCCGCAACCUCAUCUUCCAGACGACCCUCAGAACCGCAGCGAAGACCCGAGAAACAAACUGCUGUAGCGAGCAGGAUGAUUGCCGGAGCUCUGGGCAUUCGGGCCCCGAAGCGGACAGAGGAGCAGCGCGCAUACGACCGCGCGAUGAAGGAGAAUGAAAUCAAACGGCGCAAUCGUGCUAAGGAAGAGGAGGCAAGAGCCAGGGAGGAAGAGGAGCGAGCAAAGGCUGCUAUCUGGAAUGACUAA